Messenger RNA from Botrytis cinerea B05.10, 1288 nucleotides. RefSeq lists its product as hypothetical. Gene Ontology annotation, biological process: coenzyme A biosynthetic process. NCBI's taxonomy places the organism in Eukaryota, Fungi, Ascomycota, Leotiomycetes, Helotiales, Sclerotiniaceae. The transcript has a single exon. The record is from RefSeq and is a predicted model, not a curated record. Gene Ontology annotation, molecular function: phosphopantothenoylcysteine decarboxylase activity; FMN binding. The coding region runs from base 212 to 1000 and encodes 262 amino acids. Gene Ontology annotation, cellular component: phosphopantothenoylcysteine decarboxylase complex.
GACUGGAAACAUCCAAUAGCAAUGAAUAAUGAUGAGUGAAUAGAGAAGAGAGUAUUUAAUCAUUCCAGAUUCCUAUUCCUCUCCAUACAAAUCCCUUCUUCCACAACUACAGCAUGUAAAGUCAACCAACUCCCAUACUCUCUCACACAAUCAAUCUUCCAAUUGCUUCUCGACAACCAAGUUAUUCGAGCGCAUCAAAGUCUUAUCCACCAUGUUGCAAAUGAUCCAUACCGGACGUGACGAGCACCGAACCCGAGUAUCUGGAACAUCACACCCAUUCACGGCUGCGGAUCAUGCUUCCGAUGGCAAACGGCACCUCCUCCUAGCAGCCAGUGGAUCCGUUGCAACCAUUAAGAUCCCCAACAUCCUAUCCGCUCUCUCACAUUACCCCAAUCUCUCAAUCUGUGUGGUCCUUACCAAAUCUGCAACCAAUUUUCUUCAAGGUCAAAGCACAGAACAACCACAUAUCGAUACUUUUCACCGAUACGCCAACGUGCAAGGUGUGUUUUUGGACGAGGAAGAAUGGGUUCAUCCAUGGAAACGUGGUCAGAGUAUUUUGCACAUAGAGCUGAGAAGAUGGGCUCACAUGCUUGUUAUUGCGCCAUUGAGCGCCAACACGAUGGCUAAGAUUACAGGUGGUUUCAGUGAUAAUUUGCUUACGAGUGUGGUGAGAGCAUGGGACACUACCGGAGAAGUGGAAGUUUCUGCUCAGGGUGGUAUGGAUACGAAUGCGGAGACUGGUUUCGGUGGCAAAAAAAGAAUUGUUGUAGCUCCGGCGAUGAAUACUGCUAUGUGGAGACAUCCCGUAACGAAGAGUCAGAUUAAGAUCUUGGAGCAGGAAUGGGGUAUUGGUCCUGAUGGGGAUGAGGGCGAGGGAUGGUUUGAGGUUUUGCGACCUCAGGAAAAGGAGCUCGCUUGUGGAGAUGUAGGGGACGGAGCCAUGAAAGACUGGAAGGAGAUUGUGACAGCAAUUGAAAAGAGGCUAAAGUUGGAAGCAUAAUUGGAUCUGGGAGGUGAUAUGCUGGCAAUUUUUCUUCAAAGGAAUCUGACUUCUCCGAAUGGAGGACCGAUUCAUAUCUAGCUGUUGGGUGUGUCCAAAAGUGUCUUGGUGUUUUCAACAGGUUGCGGCGUAAAGUUGGCGUUCGGGAUAUGGAAUGGCAUCUGAUUUAAAGGUUAUCUCAGAAAACUUGGGCUUAUUAUGUCCAGCUUGAUAAUUCAUAUUUUCCCAUUACCCUGAUUGAGAUGUCUGAGUUGGACAUUGAGAAAUCAAAAUCAAGAUGAACAUUCA